AUGAACCAAGAAAAAAAUGAAUCAACAACUAAUAAUAAAUUUGUUGGACAAGAAAUUUCCAAUGUACUUAAAGAAUAUGAUUAUGGAAUUCGACCUGGCUCAAUAAAAGUUUUAACGUCAACGUCAACAACAAAUAAUGAACCUCAAGGACCAUUAUAUUCAAAAUUUGAGUUGAUAUCACUCGAAAAUAUUAAGUUAAUAAUUAAAAUAUUUGAAGAAGGAUACCUUAUUGAAUCAUUUGAAUCAGAAGAUGAUGUUAAUGAGAAAGAUUCUGAAACGAUGAAAAAAUGGGUAAACAAACCAUUUGAAUCAAUGGAAGCUUUAUUAUUAACAGUUAGUCCAAAAUUUGGAGAGAAAUUUCAUGAUGCUUUGUUUAGUAAGCUUUCGAAUAUUAAUGCUGAACAACAAUCAACAGAUGAUAAAAAGAAUAAGAAUGACAAUGAUUAA
Molecule: messenger RNA, 447 nt
Organism: Entrophospora sp. SA101
Lineage: Eukaryota; Fungi; Glomeromycota; Glomeromycetes; Entrophosporales; Entrophosporaceae
Source: the annotation of a GenBank genome assembly